Diversispora eburnea is the source of this 2541-nucleotide messenger RNA. The record is from the annotation of a GenBank genome assembly. NCBI's taxonomy places the organism in Eukaryota, Fungi, Glomeromycota, Glomeromycetes, Diversisporales, Diversisporaceae.
AUGGCAAAUUCAGAAUCUAGUCCCUCAUCUCAAGUUCGCGCUCAAGUUGCACGAGACUCGAGUCCUCAAAGAGAUUCUUUGUCUCAAUUAAACCCUUCUAUCUUAUUAUCAGACAUAGAAGAAGAAGAGAAUUUAAUUGAAGACGAUAUAGUUGAGGUUGCUGAUUCAGAAGAAGGAGAAAAUUUAUUUGACCCUGAAAUCUUUGAAAGAGAUUAUCAAGAAGACCCUCGUUUAGAUGAAUAUGACCCAGACUUUUUAAAUGAUGAAUCGCAAGUUAGUUUGUCUCCAACUAUUCGAAGAGAGGCUGAAUUAUAUAUGCAAAGAAUGGAAAGAGGAAUGGAUCCGGAUACUGAUCAAAGUAUUGGUUAUAUGAAUCUCGAAGAAAUAUCAGAAAUUAAAGCUUUAUCUGUGAUUGAAUGGAUUAGGAUUCCCGUUGUACGAAGAGGAAUUUAUCAUCAGUUCGGAAAUUUUUUAAAGACAUAUGUGGAAGAUGGGAAAUUAAUAUACGGUCCUCGUAUAGAAGAACUAACGAGAGUCCAUUUUAGUCAUUUAAAGCAAAAUAAAUCAAUACUUGCUCUUUUCCUCGAGGAAGCACCCGAGGAGAUGCUUAAAAUCUUCGAUGAAGCCGCAUACAACGUUUGCGUACAAAAUCAUUCAGGGUACAAACAUCUUGGUAAAGAAAUACGUGUUCGUAUAACUGACUUUCACUCAUUUUGCAACAUCAGAGACCUUAGGCAAACUAAUCUCAACCGGUUAGUACGUGUUUCCGGAGUAAUUACGAGGCGAACCGGUGUAUUCCCUCAACUAAAAUACGUGAAAUAUAAUUGCGGAAAAUGCGGAGGUCUCCUUGGGCCAUACACUCAAGAUAUUCAAACCGAAAUCAAAUUAAAUUAUUGCCUACAUUGUCAAUCAAAGGGACCAUUUAUUUUAAAUACUGAACAGACUUUAUAUAGCGAUUAUCAAAAGAUUACUCUACAAGAAAGUCCUGGAACGGUACCUGCUGGGCGUUUGCCUCGACAUCGAGAAGUUGUUUUGCUUGGAGAUUUAAUCGAUUCUGCGAAACCUGGCGAAGAAAUUGAAGUCACCGGAAUUUAUCGCAAUAACUUUGAUGUUUCAUUGAAUAUCAAGAAUGGAUUUCCUGUGUUUGCGACAAUUAUAGAAGCAAAUAGCAUUGUUAAAAAAGAAGAUUUGUUUGAAAGCAAUCAAUUAACUGAAAACGAUAGAAUACAAAUCCAGAAUCUCGCUAAGGAUAACAAAAUUGGGGAAAAGAUUUUUAAGAGUAUUGCGCCUUCUAUUUAUGGUCAUGACGAUAUCAAGAGGGCAAUCUCAUUAUCGUUAUUUGGAGGAGUUCCUAAAAAUAUUCAAAAUAAACAUCGUCUCCGUGGAGAUAUUAAUAUAUUAAUGUUAGGUGACCCCGGAACGGCCAAGUCUCAAUUUUUAAAAUAUAUUGAGAAAACCGCGCAUCGAGCUAUUUUUACUACUGGUCAAGGGGCAUCGGCAGUUGGUCUUACUGCUUCUGUCAGGAAAGAUCAGAUAACAAAAGAAUGGACGUUAGAAGCAGGUGCUUUAGUCCUUGCCGACAAAGGUGUUUGUCUGAUUGACGAAUUUGAUAAGAUGACUGAUUCUGACAGGACAAGCAUUCAUGAAGCUAUGGAGCAACAAACUAUUUCUAUUUCAAAAGCUGGAAUUAAUGCAACGUUAAAUGCUCGUUGUGCAGUCAUUGCAGCAGCAAACCCUAUUCGAGGUCGAUACAAUACAUCUAUCCCGUUUUCUCAAAACGUAGAUCUUACCGAGCCUAUUCUUUCCAGAUUUGAUAUUCUUUGUGUCGUUAAAGAUACUGUUGAUCCUUCAGCAGAUGAAAUUCUUGCAAGUUUUGUAGUUGAUAGUCACAUGCGUAGUCAUCCUGAAGAAGUGCUUCCUGAAGGAGAUUCUUUUCCUCCACAAAAUCAAAAUCUUAUUUCUCAGGAACUCUUACGCAAAUAUAUUAUAUAUGCAAAACAAAUAACUCCUCAACUUACGAAUCUUGAUGAAGCGAUGGUUUCUGAACUUUAUUCUAACCUGAGAAAAGAGGCCCAAAGCGGUGGUAUUCCUAUCACUGUUCGUUAUUUAGAAUCGAUGUUGCGUCUAGCCGAAGCGCAUGCCAGAAUGCAUCUUCGAGAUUAUACAGAUACGAAUGAUUUGGACGUUGCAAUCGAUAUAGUAUUGCAAAGUUUUUUUUCUUCUCAAAAAUAUUCUAUGGCAAAUAAACUUAAAAAAGUGUUUGCACAAUAUAUCAAUAAGACUAAAGACCAGCAUGAAUUGCUUUUACACGUGCUUAACACUUUGAUUAGAGAAAAGGUUCGUGUUCAAAGGGCUAGCAAUCCUAAUAUAAAUAAUGAAAAUGUAAUAAUUAACGUUUUCGAUUUACGAAAACAGGCAAAAUAUCACAAUAUUCAUAGCAUUGACCAAUUUUUGAAAAGUGACGAGUUUGAAAAAUAUUUUAUUUGGGACAAAGCUCAAGAUAUAAUAGCAUCCAAUCGUAAUAAUAUUUAUGAUAGUUAA